UAUUGGAUGCUGUUGUAAAUGGUGUGUUUCCUGUUUUACAGAGCCUCUCCUGGAUGACUUCCUGCUGACAUACCUGGUAUUCAUGUCAACCAGUGAUCUGUGUCAGGCUCUCCUGGGACACUAUUGUUCAAAGAGACACCACCGGGGGAAAGAGGAAGGGAAGGAGGUUCUGGACAGGAAACGUCAGGUCCUGCACCUGGUGACACAGUGGACAACACUGUACAGGGACUUCCUACGAGAAGACGAGCAUGUUAAACUCUUCAUGAAGACAUUGUAUCGUUUCCUCCUGGAUGACCUGUAUGAGUAUCCAACUCUAGAGAAGGAGCAGAAGGACCUGCAGAAACUCCUGCGGCUGCAUCGCAGACAUACAUUGGAGGAGUAUUCACCCUACAGAAAGAGCAAAGCUCUUUCCCAUCAACUGAGCCUGAAAGAGAACGUGCUCCCGACCAGAGGAACACAAAGGGAGACCAGGGAAGUGUUGUGUCAUGUGUACGUGAGCAUGGACUCAUAUCUGAGUGUGAGGAGCCUGGCCAGUGUUGUGGCCCAGGGGCUGCUGCAGGAGGUGGCUGAGAGACUGGAUGUCCCCCUGGAGGAGCUCGUACUGCUGGCUGUCACCUACCCUGGAGAGAAACUGCUGCUGAAGCCUCAGGACAGGCUCUACUCUGAUUCGCUGACAGCAGUGGGGAGGCUGCACGUGUGCAGAAAGGACCUGAGUGAAGUCAUGAGCCCGUUCACAGACAACGCAGAGCUACAACAGAGGUCAGCUCGCAUGCUGAGUAUGAACACAUGGGACGUGGCUGUCACCCUUACAAACUUUGACUGGAGUGUCUUCAACUCAAUACAUGAGCAAGAGCUGGUGUACUUCACGUUCAGCCGUCAUGCCAGCAGUGGCCACACGGUGGCGCUGGAGCUGCUGCUGCAGCGCUGCAAUGAGGUACAGCUGUGGGUGAUGACAGAAGUCCUGAUGUGUCCUACGCUCUGCAACAGAGUCCAGCUCAUCAAGAAGUUCAUCAAAAUUGCUGCCCACUGUAAAGCCCAGAGGAACCUCAACUCUUUCUUUGCCAUCGUUAUGGGUCUGAACACCGCAGCAGUUAGCCGCCUCAGUCAGACCUGGGAGAAAGUUCCAGGAAAAUUCAGAAAACUGUUUUUGGAACUGGAGAUGUUGACAGACCCCUCUCUCAACCACAAAGCCUACAGGGACGCUUUCAAGAAGACCAAGACGCCCAAGAUCCCUUUCCUUCCUCUGCUACUGAAAGAUAUCACUUUCAUUCACGAGGGCAACAAAACGUUUCUCGAUAACCUGGUGAAUUUUGAAAAGCUGCACAUGAUAGCCGACACGGUGCGUCUCAUCAGACACUGUCAGGAGGAUCACAUGGGGAACGGGAUGCCCCAAAAGAGCAGUCCGGAGGUGCAGGCCUAUGUCGACUACCUUCACGUCAUUGACAAUCAGCAGACUCUGUUUGAACUGUCCCACAGACUGGAACCCCGUGUGUAGAUAGACCACAUACACUCUCUGAGCCUGCCUCCCUCCACCCCUCGAAGUCAGACCACCAAGGAGAAGGGUACCAACUAGUCUCUGGAAACACCCCUCAGGACCCCUCAGAACUCAUAGAGAAGCAUGGGUUGGCCAACACUACAGAGCCCAGCUCUAAUACACACACACACACACACACACACACACACACACACACACACACACACACACACACACACACACACACACACACACACACACACACACACACACACACACACACACACACACACACACACACACACGGGAUUCUAUUAAUCAGCUGCUCACACAGCAGGACUUUGAUGAGUUGAAUUAGGUGGGUUAAUGCAGGACUGGAACAAAAGCCAGAGGGAUAGGGUUGGCCAGAGCCGACAGAGAGAUGACUGUGUGGCGCUGGCCAACCACUAGAUGGCGCCAAAAGGCAUACUGGAAUACUGAGCAACGAUGGAGCAGAGGGAACCAAAGAGCUUCUCAGUUUAACAAAUAGAUCUGGACCCGUAUUGAUCAAAGGAUCCCAGAGUAGGAGUGCUGAUCUAGGAUUAGUUUAGCCUUUUGGAUCAUAAUGAAUGGUCAGGGACCUAGAUCAGCACUCCUACUCAGUGAUGUCCUGGUAGAUUAAUAGGUGGAUGAACUUGGAUUGCUGGUCGCAGUGAAAAAAGUAACGCUUCCUAUUCUUUCAAUGCAUUUUUCUGCAAAAUGUGGGUACAUUGUUGGGGCCCUCCCCCCAAAAAGGUGGGUACAUUGUUGGGGCCAUCCCCCCAAAAAGGUGGGUACAUUGUUGGGGCCCUCCCCCCAAAAAGGUGGGUACAUUGUUGGGGCCCUCCCCCCAAAAAGGUGGGUACAUUGUUGGGGCUCUCCCCCCCAAAAGGUGGGUACAUUGUUGGGACCCUCCCCCCAAAAAGGUGGUUACAUUGCUGGGGCCCUCCCCUAAAAAUGUGGGUACAUUGCUGGGGCCCUCCCCCAAAAAUGUGGGUACAUUGCGUUUACCCUCCACUACACCAGUGAUCCUACUCUGAGACGCUUUAUGAAUAUGGACCCUGCUUCAGUCACUCUGUAUUGAUAGCUUCAGGUUGUUGUUAUCUGCUUCCAAACAGGUGACCACUCCCUGAUUAUCUAUCUACACACAAUGAAUGAAAGCAUCAACAUUCUGGGGACUUGAACACCAGGACACUACACUUGACAGACCUCCAGUGCAUGACCACCACACACUGGACUGCUGUUAAGCUAAAUGGAUUUAAACAACAAUAUUGAAGUGUGUGUGUGUGUGUGUGUGUGUGUGUGUGUGUGUGUGUGUGUGUGUGUGUGUGUGUGUGUGUGUGUGUGUGUGUGUGUGUGUGUGUGUGUGUGUGUGUGUGUGUGUGUGUGUGUGUGUU
Molecule: messenger RNA, 2889 nt
Organism: Oncorhynchus keta (chum salmon)
Lineage: Eukaryota; Metazoa; Chordata; Actinopteri; Salmoniformes; Salmonidae
Product: rap guanine nucleotide exchange factor 5-like
Exons: 15
Coding region: 83-1495 (470 amino acids)
Biological process (GO): positive regulation of GTPase activity; Ras protein signal transduction
Cellular component (GO): plasma membrane
Molecular function (GO): guanyl-nucleotide exchange factor activity
Source: RefSeq, a predicted model, not a curated record